Molecule: messenger RNA, 876 nt
Organism: Toxoplasma gondii ME49
Lineage: Eukaryota; Apicomplexa; Conoidasida; Eucoccidiorida; Sarcocystidae
Product: acyl-coa-binding protein
Exons: 2
Coding region: 263-550 (95 amino acids)
Biological process (GO): fatty acid metabolic process
Molecular function (GO): fatty-acyl-CoA binding
Source: RefSeq, a predicted model, not a curated record
CGCGAUUCUCUGGGAGGGCAUGCGACCAGGCGGGUGACUUUUUUGCUUCGACUAGAAGCUGCGAAGAAGAUCCCGUGAUGGAGAGGCGCGUGCAUGUGCGUUUCUGGUCGGACAGUGCUGAGACAAGAAGAGGGACAGAGAUCAGCUGAAACGAAACGAGCAUUUUUUCCAAAGUCCAUGCUGGGUUUCUCCCCUGUGUCUAGGGAGCCUUCUUUCGACCUUUCUCUCAGUGGAACGCCCCCUGCCCAACUAUCCAGCCACCAUGGCCUCGCAGGAGGAAUUUGAGAGGGCCGCCAAGUACGUGCAGACCUCGGGCAAGGAGAGUGGACUGAACCCGACAACCGAGCAGAAGCUGGAGUUCUACAAGUACUACAAGCAAGCGACGGUGGGGGACUGCAGUGAGCCGGCUCCCGGCUUCCUUGCUUUCGAAGCCAAGUCGAAACACAGUGCCUGGAUGUCAGUCAAGGGCAUGUCUCAAGAAGAGGCGAAAAAGAAGUACGUAGAGGCCCUCGACAAGAUGCAGCCGUUGUGGCGCGAGAAAAGCGCGUAAACAGAGCGACUUCCGAGGCGCGUGUCGUCAAAUCAUCUCUGUGUUGAAUGAGAGUCAGUCUGCAGAGAGAGGGUGAACCGGAAAAAAUGUCCUUCCUCCACCACCGCGAAAUUUGAGAGGAAAACGCGGUGCUGUGUCCUUGGUUAAAACGUAGUAUCGGCAGAGAACCCAUUUUCACGUCGUUUUCUUGUAAAACCGUCUUGUUUUGUUGGGUGUGUGGCAUCGUCACGGCCUUCAGAAAGGCGAUCUUUGCCUUUCUAAGGAACUCCCGUCUCUUCUCGCUUAUCGCGGGUAUGUGCAUCUUCUGAAAAGCGCCGAGUUUUUGA